CCCCCCCGCCCCUGCGUAGCUCUCCCUAAGGCAACCGAAGGCAGCUCCUGAUUCAUGGCUCGCGGGAAAGCCAAGGAAGGGGAUGGCAACUGGAAGAAAUUCAUCUGGAACUCGGAGAAGAAGGAAUUUUUAGGGAGGACCGGAGGCAGUUGGUUUAAGAUCUUACUCUUCUACGUGAUCUUCUAUGGCUGCCUGGCAGGCAUCUUCAUUGGGACCAUUCAAGUCAUGCUGCUCACUGUCAGCAAAUUCCAACCCAAGUAUCAGGACCGAAUAGCACCCCCAGGAUUGUCAACUGUUCCCCAUGCCCUUAAAAUGGAGAUUUCUUUCAACCCUUCUGAUCCAAGCUCAUACAAGCGAUACGUAAACCUAAUUGAUACAUUCUUAAAGGCUUAUGAAAGUAAUAUUCAGCAAGAAGUCGAUUUUGAGAAUUGUGGCACUGAUCCUUCUCCUCCCAAAGAAAGAGGACCUUUUGAUGGCUCUCAAGGUGCUCUGCAAUCUUGCAAGUUCUUUCGCAGUUGGCUGGGAAAUUGCUCUGGCUUAGAAGAUCAAAAUUAUGGUUACCAAGAUGGCAAGCCAUGUGUCAUCAUUAAACUCAACAGAGUUCUGGGUUUCAUACCUCAGCUUCCACAAAAUAAUUCCAUCCCACCUGAGCUGCUGGCAAAAUAUAAUCCCAAUGUCAUUCCCAUUCAUUGCACUGCUAAGAAAGAAGAGGAUUUGGACAAAAUUGGCCCUGUGGAAUACUAUGGUAUUGCUGGCUAUGGUGGCUUUCCUCUACAAUACUACCCAUAUUAUGGCAGGAUCAUUCAGAAGAAAUACCUUCAACCCCUUAUAGCAGUACAGUUCACCAACCUGACUACUGGUACCGGGCUGCGUAUUGAGUGCAAGGCCUACGGUCAAAAUAUUUACUACAGUGACAAAGAUCGUUUCCAGGGACGUUUUGAUAUGAAAAUUGAGAUAAAAAGCAGCUGAUCAUAAGCAGAGUUUGUUUCUUCUUUUUUCCUCUUAGCCAUUUAAAAAGUAUAAAAAGAGACAAAACUACUAGUCUUGAACAAAACUCAUACAUAUGGGACCUACACAUAAUCUAUAUGCUUUACACUAGCUUUCUGCAUUUAAAUAGAUUAGAAUGUAAACCUAAAAGUGUAGCAAUAGUGACAGAUAUUUAUUCUAUUGUAAAGGAUGAAAAACAGAAUUGAGCCUUGGGAUAUGCCCAUUUCUACUGUAAAUUAUGAUUCCAUAACUGACUUGUAGUAAGCAGUGUUUCUGCCCCCUAAGUAUUGCUGCCAUGUGAAUUUUAUUUAGUGUAUAGUACUUUAGGUGCAUUAUUCUGGUCAUUUUUCAAGCCAUGUAUUAUUGUACUGUUUUCUACUUUCUGUGAGCAUAGAUUUGCUGCACAAGGUGUAAAUACUCAGUGGGAUUAAAACUGGCACAGUACUUUUUUCAUUUUUUAAAGAUUUUUUUAAACUUUUUUU
Molecule: messenger RNA, 1469 nt
Organism: Protobothrops mucrosquamatus (brown spotted pit viper)
Lineage: Eukaryota; Metazoa; Chordata; Lepidosauria; Squamata; Viperidae
Gene: ATP1B1
Product: ATPase Na+/K+ transporting subunit beta 1
Exons: 6
Coding region: 55-969 (304 amino acids)
Biological process (GO): intracellular potassium ion homeostasis; sodium ion export across plasma membrane; potassium ion import across plasma membrane
Cellular component (GO): sodium:potassium-exchanging ATPase complex
Molecular function (GO): ATPase activator activity
Source: RefSeq, a predicted model, not a curated record